Messenger RNA from Rotaria sordida, 834 nucleotides. Lineage: Eukaryota; Metazoa; Rotifera; Eurotatoria; Philodinida; Philodinidae. The record is from the annotation of a GenBank genome assembly.
AUGUCAUCAUCUGCUAUGAAUUGGGCCAUUUCACUAUUUUAUCUUGCCUAUUUAAUCUUUGAAAUUCCAAGCACUCUACUUCUGCGCUUUUUGGGUCCGACUCGUUAUCUGUCGUUGAGUUUGAUUUUAUGGGGUAGCGUCACUGUCGGUAUGGCUUUCGUGAAAAAUUCUCAACAACUGCUAAUUGUUCGCUUUCUUCUCGGCAUGGUUCAAUCUGGCUUUUUUACUGGCACUAUCAUUUAUUUUUCAUUGUGGUAUUGCAAAAAAGAGCAGAUUAUGAGAUUUUCUAUUUUAUUUGGAGCAGUCUGUACUGCCGGUGUUUUAGAUGGCAUUCUGGCAUAUGGUAUCCGUCAUAUGGAAGAUAUUGGCGGUCUGAAGAAUUGGCGAUGGUUGUUCUUACUUGAAGGCUUGCCGAUCAUUCCACUCGGUGUUAUGACCUAUCUUUUUCUUGGCAGUAUACCCGAUACUGUUCAAUGGCUGGAUAAUUGUGAAAAACAGUUAUUAACGAAUCUUCUUCGAGAAGAUGCGGGCAACGUGGCAGUAUAUGUCAGUACUUGUGUUGCUUGUUGUGGUACAAUCUCUGCAUUCCCUCUACUACUCGCCUGGUUAACAAACAAUGUCGGUGGUCAUACAAAGAGAGCCAUGGCUGUCGGUUUUCUUGUAGGCAUCGGUCAGAUUGGCGGAGUUUUAGCGCCUCAGGUGGUGUAUCCUGAUGAUAGUGAUAAGCUACGAGAAAAUGACCGACGAAUUCAUUUAUCACUGGACGAGUAUAAAUAUGAAGCAGCUAUCACAGAACCCUGUGAUCGGCAUCCAGACAUACGCUACAAGUGGUAG